This is a messenger RNA of Penaeus vannamei (Pacific white shrimp), 776 nucleotides long. Its product is annotated as pro-resilin. Gene Ontology annotation, cellular component: extracellular matrix. Lineage: Eukaryota; Metazoa; Arthropoda; Malacostraca; Decapoda; Penaeidae. The record is from RefSeq and is a predicted model, not a curated record.
AUCGACAUUCCGACGCAAACAUGAUCUUUAAGGCAACUGUGUUAGUGGCGCUCGCAGUGGCCGUCGCAGCCCGACCCGAGACUCCUUCCUACUCUCCUCCUGCUCACCCAGCCCCUUCCUACGCGCCUCCCAGCCCAUCCUACAGCGCCCCCGUCCGCCCUUCUCCAUCCUAUGCUGCUCCCGUCUAUGCAGAUGUCCCGCCCCAAUACAAUGCCCAGUAUAACGUAAACGAUGAUUACUCCGGCAACAACUUUGGACAUCAAGAGGACCGCGACGGCUACAACACCCAGGGAACGUACUACGUGCAGCUCCCCGACGGCCGUGUCCAGAAGGUCACCUACUACGUCGACGGCGACUCCGGCUACGUGGCAGAGGUCACCUACGAAGGGGAAGCUCAGUACCCAGCUUACGAACCAUCUACCUCGUACCAACCCGCCCCAGCUUACCAACCUCCUUCGUCUCCAUCAUACGCCUAAAUUAUUCCUAAAUUACCCAUCAUCUUAUUUAUUAAACGAAGUAAAUCUUCCGAUGCCGAAGGUAAGCUUUUUAUGGCCUAAAACCAGGUAUAUGUGUAAAGUCAUCAUGAUGAAGAAAUGAUAAACAAGGAAAACACUUAUUGUAUUAUAUCGUCACAUUAUUGUUUAGAUGUACAAAUAUACUUUCACAAUGAUAAAAAGUGUGUGAUUAAGAACGAAGACGAAGUUCUGAAAGACUAGGCACUUCCACCUUUCUAUUCCUAGGGAAAUACUGAAAGUACGUACAUUAAUAAACGAUUU